Meriones unguiculatus (Mongolian gerbil) is the source of this 1151-nucleotide messenger RNA. It is a transcript of the gene Ccdc152, whose product is annotated as coiled-coil domain containing 152. The record is from RefSeq and is a predicted model, not a curated record. The transcript has 8 exons. NCBI's taxonomy places the organism in Eukaryota, Metazoa, Chordata, Mammalia, Rodentia, Muridae. The coding region runs from base 1 to 765 and encodes 254 amino acids.
AUGGAUCAAAGCAGUGAUGGAACUGUGAAGAAGAUUAGCAAUGUAAAUCUUGACAAACUUAUAGAUGAUUUCUCACAGAUAGAAAAGAAAAUGAUAGAAACUGUUGGAAAGAACAACCUUCUGGAUAUUCAGCUGGAAAAGACUAACAAUUUAUUAAAGAUAAUGCAAACAAGAGAGGCCACAAUAAAAGAAGAAUGUACUACUCUUCAUACUUUGAUAAAAGGGCUACAACAGACUAUACACUAUCAACACAGUUUGAAAGAUGAAAAUGAACAACAAAAAAGAAAUGUUGAUUUUAUGAAGGAGAAGUUAAAAUCUCAUGAGCAGGAAUAUAAGAAUAAUAUUGCCAAACUUAGAAGUGAAAUGAAAAUCAAAGAGGAAGAACAUAAAAUCAAAAUGAGCAAACUUUAUCAGGAUAUGCAGAAACAAGUUGAAUUAAAUGAAGAAAAGCACAAAGAACUAAUGGCAAAGAAGGAGAUGGAAAUAUCAGAAUUAAAUACAAAAUUAAGAACUCAAGAGAAAGAAAAGCAAAAUGAAAUACUCAGACUACAUCUAGAAUUUGACACCAAACUAGCAAGAGCUCAGACUAAAUCAAAAUCAUAUCCAGAUGCUACUAUUUUGCCACAAAGUAUCUACAGAAGGAAACUUCAGCAUCUUCAAGAGGAAAAGAGCAAGGAGAUUGCAAGUCUCCAGAAUACUAUCCGAGACCUGGAGCAGCGCCUCGCAGCUGUCAAAGACUCCCGCUUCACACGGAGACGAUUCUAAGCACAGCACUUAAUUUAUUUGCUACAACUUAAUUUCCUUAAAGGCUUUAAAAAUUCACUUAUGUUUUCAAUGUGAGUGUGAUAACAAUAAAGACACGUACUUUUAAGCUUUUUUUAAUUGCAUUUAUUUAGAUAAAUCUGUACUGUAGCCAACUCUGUACUGCAUUCUUGCUUCAUGGUAUUAGCCAUACUAGAGAUCAGGUUCAUAGGGCUUAGUUUCUCUAUUAAACCAUCAUUGGUUAUGGAAAUACUGUCGUAAGCAGUAUGCAGAUUAACAAUUACUUUCUUCCAUUACUUCUUUCAAGACAGUAAUACGCAGAUGAAUACAACAAUACUAGAUGAAGAAAACAAGAUACACAGAUGUAUGUAGUGAAAAUAAAGCUAAAA